AUGAAUUUUGAUGAUUUGCUUGGAAAGCAGCGUAAAUCAGAACCUAGGGUGGUUCUUUUAUUGCGUAUAUUUGCGUUACUUAUCAUCUCAUCAUGCUUAAUAUCAUAUAUCACAAUUUUAAUCAUUGAUGUAAAUGAUGAAAUUCCUGCGAUUAAAACCUCGGAAGUUCCCGUGGAUUCGAUUGCAAUUCCCGAUUUCGCUUUUUCAUUUGGAUUUUCCUUUAAAAUUGUGUGUUCUUUUAGUUGGGUUAAUAAUGAUGAUUCAUGUAUGCGAUACAUAAUUACUCCAAAGUAUAUUCAAGGAUUGUAUAGAGGAAGUUUUUCUUUAAAUGAUCAAUCAUAUUUAUUUACUUCCCCGAAACAAGAUGAAUGGUUAGAUACUUUGGCAUUUGUAUUUGUUGCUGACGAUCCAAGUUUCAAUGCUUCUAUGAUUUCCGUUUCACCUCCUUACAUGCCACCUUACAUACAAAUUUUUGAUCCGGACAAUAAUCCUAUUAAACAAUUCGAUGGUACGUUAGAUUUAUCAAAGUUAAAUUCUACUUCUCGAACGACAAAUAACGAACGAGAGAUAUUAUAUAAAAAUUGUAUUAUCCCAAAUUGGAAAAAGAAUUUUGGAGUGUUUUUAGAUUAUAAAGUAUCUACUUAUAUUAAAACAAAGUUGGAUCAGGAAUAUUCGGUUAAUGAAAGUGAAUCUUAUCAAGCAGAGACCAAAAUGGGUGAAACUUCUUCAAGUGUAUCACUAAAACAGAUUGACAUUCAACCUGUUUAA
This is a messenger RNA of Funneliformis mosseae, 768 nucleotides long. The record is from the annotation of a GenBank genome assembly. Lineage: Eukaryota; Fungi; Glomeromycota; Glomeromycetes; Glomerales; Glomeraceae.